CCAAAAACUUGCUGUAUAGGCUCUCGAAUGAUGAAAAAUACUUAGAUCUUCUACAAUUUUUUUUAAAUUUACUGUAACAAAUUCAAGAUAUGGUUCUCAAAACAUUAACUUUGUUUUCUAGAUCACGGGGCCCUGAUGAAUUUUGGCGAAAGAGAAAAAUUUUUAGAUUAUCUGCUCAUUUUAGAGGUCGUGCGAGACAUUGCUUUAGUAACGCCGUUCGCGCUGUACACCGUUCUUUACAAUUUUCUACGAAAGGCAGAGAUCCCAGACGAGAAUGGAUUGGAAUGAUUUGGAAAAACAGAAUUGAAUCAGGUUGUAACGAGCAUGUUACGGAUUUCAAAAUGUUGAAAACAGGCUUGAGGAGAUGCGAAAUUCAUCUAGACAAUAAAAGUUUAGCAGAACUCGUCAUUUGGGAACCAAGGACUUUUAAGCAUCUUGUCAAAGUAGCAUGUUUAAGACUUAAGCAAGAAGGGCUUAGUAUACUUCAAAAUUCAGAGAAAUUAGAUAUUGAUAGAGAGAAGUGAGGUACAAAUUAAAA
Copidosoma floridanum is the source of this 538-nucleotide messenger RNA. It is a transcript of the gene mRpL20, whose product is annotated as mitochondrial ribosomal protein L20. The record is from RefSeq and is a predicted model, not a curated record. Gene Ontology annotation, molecular function: rRNA binding; structural constituent of ribosome. Gene Ontology annotation, cellular component: ribosome. Lineage: Eukaryota; Metazoa; Arthropoda; Insecta; Hymenoptera; Encyrtidae. Gene Ontology annotation, biological process: translation.